Molecule: messenger RNA, 438 nt
Organism: Olea europaea var. sylvestris
Lineage: Eukaryota; Viridiplantae; Streptophyta; Magnoliopsida; Lamiales; Oleaceae
Exons: 1
Coding region: 1-438 (145 amino acids)
Source: RefSeq, a predicted model, not a curated record
AUGAGAGACAAUGGUUGGGAUACUUUGUUGAGUAAGGUGAUUGAGUUUUGUGUUAAUAAACAUAUUUCAAUGCCCAAUAUGAAGGAUAUUGUAGUAUUGAAAGGUCGACCUAUGCGUUCAACUCAGCAAGUGACUUAUUAUCAUUGCUUUUAUGUUGAUUUGGAUUGUUAUGUAAUAGAUUCAAUCUUACAAGAGUUGAAUGAUCCUUUUUUUCUAGAAACAACUACCGAGCUUUUUACUUGCAUUUCGUGUUUAAGUCCAAGAGAUUCAUUUGCAGCUUUUGAUGUAUGUAAAUUGCAACGUCUUGCUCAGUUCUAUCCUUCGAAUUUUAAUAGUGAAGAGCUUUUAUUACUUAGACCUCAACUUAACAAGUUUCUUAUGCUUAUGAGAAUAGACGAAGCUUUCUUCAACCUCAAAAGCUUAUCUUGUAUAGCUUAG